CGUUUCUUUGAACGAGAUACAGAGGACAUGGCUCGACUCGCUUGCGUAUUUCUGGUCUUUGUGCUGGCCUAUCAGUGUGCUGACGUGGUAAACGGUGCUGUAGAAGUGGUAAACCUUCCAAGCUUCGUGGGGAAUAAAGGAGAAUUCCUUCAGACGUUGAAGGAGCUUUGUUACCAGCGUCAUAACACGAGGGUUAUUUCUGCACUUGACUUAUCUCAGUGCUACGUUUCCUGCUACAUCCGUCAUGCCCGGAAAAAUGGUGGACGGACUUUUAUUCUACUGCUAACGAACAGAGAACCAUGCAGCAAUGUUGGCGGGAUAUGCAUCCGAGGAGAAUGCGUCUACGAGUCAUGA
Molecule: messenger RNA, 354 nt
Organism: Ixodes scapularis (black-legged tick)
Lineage: Eukaryota; Metazoa; Arthropoda; Arachnida; Ixodida; Ixodidae
Exons: 5
Coding region: 28-354 (108 amino acids)
Source: RefSeq, a predicted model, not a curated record